CAUUCAAUAAAAACAAGCGCAGCACACAGAACAAUAAUUUAUUUUUCCUAUUUACAUUUAAUUUUCAAUUAUACACAUAACAAGCACACGAUGGCUGGUAGAGUUUUGUAUAAAACCAGCUUCAUAAAAUUCUGCAAGCGCCUUAGCACCAGUGAGUGUCAGCACUUUUUGAGUUUCAGCAAACGAAAUGGCGAAAGCAGUCAGAGCAUUCAGAAAAUGUCUCAUUUUUGGCAACAAUUCGGUUGGAGUGAUUAUUACGGGCAGCUGCAGACUAAAGUUGAGAGAUUAGUUGCUGAUAUCGAACGGAGAUAUCAGGUGAUAGGAAGUAAAAUGCCAAGCACAGGAAAUCAUUCCUUACGCCAGGCAAAGCAAAAUGUGCGGCAGUUGAUGACUGAUUACAAGCAACGUUUGGCAAAGGAUGUUUUACUUAUGCGUAACGUACUGCCCUCUAGACGAGUGACGAAAACGCAAAAUAUAGAUUCAAUGUCCUUGAUGGAGAAGGGUAAUCUUGAGAGGCGUAAUGGGGCAGGAAACUCGGUUCACUCCGAUGCCGAGCCAACUCAUGAGUCAGACAAUAAUGAAAAUGUGCCUUGUUCUAUAAAAGCAACUUGCGCAAAUGUCUACAGCUCGACAACCCAACGAAUGGAUGAACACGAAAUAUUUCCUAAUGAUUCAUCUGUAUUUAGGGCCAGAAUGUCACUAUCAACAACAGGAAGCGUGCUUCCCCGAACUGUUCUUUCGAGUGCAGUUAAAAGCAACUGAGAAAUAUCAGAGAAGAGGAGCCUUAUAUGUUUUCAAAUAUAGAAAACCGAUUACAUAAAGAUAUUCAAAGGUUUUUUAAAUAUCUGAAUCAUCGAUAAAAAUAUAUUUUAUGUCAUUGCUAAAUUUAAUUCAAAUGAUUUUAAAUGAGAAUUAAAUAGAA
This is a messenger RNA of Ceratitis capitata (Mediterranean fruit fly), 922 nucleotides long. RefSeq lists its product as uncharacterized. The transcript is spliced from 3 exons. The coding region runs from base 91 to 762 and encodes 223 amino acids. The record is from RefSeq and is a predicted model, not a curated record. Lineage: Eukaryota; Metazoa; Arthropoda; Insecta; Diptera; Tephritidae.